AUCGCGCGCACCCGCCGAACCGUGAGCAUUGCUGAUGAUAAUUGCACAGUGCGAAGCGGGUGUGAAUCGCGAUGAAUGCGUGUUUAACUACCGUUUACAGUUGCUCAUAAUGAAAUAUAGUUAGUGUUACAUUUACUAGGAAUUAAAUGUUGGUUUACCUGGUGCACACACUGUUAAAAUAGUGAACUAGUGAAAUGUAUAUAACUAAAGAUGGCUCCGUGUGAUGCCAUCUCCAUAUUGUGAAUGUUUCCUGUAGUUUAUGUAUCCUUCGAUAGACAUUCAUCCAUUGCAGUGCUCUCCUGCCUCGUGCCCUGUGCUGUCUGGGAUAAGCCAUAAUCAUAUUCUUCCCGUGAUCUUAGUGACUAGGGACUUAAAAAUAAUUGCUCAUAAUGUGUCACAAUGUUACGAAAAACAUAUUUCAGAUAUAUGGAUGUUUAAUGCCGACAGAAUUUGAGAUCCACCGAAUGCAAGAUUGUAUGGUGUUUAUAAUUAUGUAUUUUUCGUUAUCUGUCAAAAAGUUUGUAUUUAUGUAUGCCUCUCUGGUAACGCAUUUUGUUAUAUUUGCCAUUAUUCGAAGGUGUACUAAUAAUGCAUGAAGGUUUGUAUACCAUACAUGUCAGAUGUGUAAUGCUGUAUAGUUUUUGAAAUGUCAUCCAAAUAUGACAAGACAGUAAAACAAAUACAUCUCAAUAAUAAAACUUCUCUCCAUUGACCAAGCAGGCAAUUGCAAUGACGAAAUCUGCGGGAAACGAGUGAAUACUGCAAGAACAUAAGAAGCGUAACUGAGCAGCGAUUGGAAGAGUGUUGAUGACACCGUAUGGAAUCGACCAAUGAGAAACCUGUCUCUGACUAGCCUUCCCUCUUCAACGGGGGCUCUCACCCCUCUGUUCAUUCAGGCGCACACGUGUCGUGACCGGUCUGUGUAUCAAUUCCACCUGGACUCUGGCGGUGCGUAAGACCCAGGAGAGACAUUGGGGCCCACUCCGCCCAAGAGAUGAAAACCACAUGUCUGGGUGGCUCCAGUAAUGUGCCAUGGGCUACGAGGUCACCAGGUUCCAGGGGGAAGUGGAUGAGGAUCUGCUGUGUCCCAUAUGCAGUGGAGUUUUAGAAGAACCUGUGCAGGCUCCUCACUGUGAGCAUGCCUUCUGCAACGCCUGCAUCACCCAGUGGUUCUCCCAGCAGCAGAUCUGUCCUGUGGACCGCACCGUGGUCACACUGGCUCACCUGCGGCCCGUGCCUCGCAUCAUGCGCAACAUGCUGUCCAAGCUGCAGAUAACCUGCGACAACGCCGCCUUCGGCUGCACAGCUGUGCUGCGCCUCGACCAGCUGCAGUCGCACCUGAAGGACUGCGAGCACAACCCCAAGAGGCCCGUGAUGUGCGAGCAGGGCUGCGGGCUUGAGAUGCCCAAGGAUGAGCUGCCGAACCACAACUGCAUCAGGCACCUGCGUGGUGUAGUGCAGCAGCAGCAGACCAAGAUCGCCGAGCUGGAGAAGACGGCGGCCGAGCACAAGCACCAACUCGCCGAGCAGAAACGGGACAUCCAGCUGCUGAAGGCCUACAUGCGAGCCAUACGCAGUGCCAACCCCAACCUUCAGAACCUGGAAGAGACCAUCGAGUACAACGAAAUCGUAGAGUGGGUGAACUCCCUCCAGCCGGCCCGCGUGACACGCUGGGGUGGAAUGAUCUCCACGCCGGACGCCGUGCUGCAGGCGGUGAUCAAGCGCUCCCUGAUCGACAGCGGCUGCCCGCUGUCCAUCGUCAACGACCUGAUCGAAAACGCCCACGAGCGCAGCUGGCCGCAGGGCCUGGCCACGCUGGAGACGCGGCAGAUGAACCGGCGAUACUACGAGAACUAUGUGGCGAAGCGCAUCCCGGGCAAACAGGCGGUGGUGGUGAUGGCCUGCGAGAACCAGCACAUGGGCGAGGACAUGAUCCUGGAGCCGGGCCUGGUCAUGAUCUUCGCCCACGGGGUGGAGGAGAUCUUGUAAUGGAGGAGAGGAGCAGUGAGCCUGGGAGUGAUGUGGCGUGGACGCCUACAUGGAGUGCACAUCAGUUUGGACUCUGGCCACCUCUAAACCUCAUUUUUGCCUACACAUCUGCCCCGCCCUCCCCCC
Molecule: messenger RNA, 2115 nt
Organism: Brienomyrus brachyistius
Lineage: Eukaryota; Metazoa; Chordata; Actinopteri; Osteoglossiformes; Mormyridae
Product: E3 ubiquitin-protein ligase NRDP1
Exons: 7
Coding region: 1033-1989 (318 amino acids)
Biological process (GO): protein K63-linked ubiquitination; tumor necrosis factor-mediated signaling pathway; regulation of canonical NF-kappaB signal transduction
Cellular component (GO): plasma membrane signaling receptor complex
Molecular function (GO): ubiquitin protein ligase activity; zinc ion binding
Source: RefSeq, a predicted model, not a curated record